AUGGCGCUGGCGAAGCUUGAUCCAGCGGCCAUCGCCACCGCAAUCACUGCUAUCGGCGACGACCUCCUCCGCGAGAUCUUCCUCCGCCUCCCCUCCCUCCCGAGCCUCGUCCGCGCCGCCCUCGCCUGCCGCACCUUCCUCCGCGCCGUCCGAACCUCCCCCGACUUCCGCCGCCGCUUCCUGGCUGUCCACCCGCCCCAGAUCCUUGGAUUCUUCGACCACCCUCUCCGACGAAGGGGCAUCCCUGCCUUCGUCCCCUUCCGAAGCUCCUCUGACCCGGACCUCGCCGCCGCCGUCAGCGGCGCCGAUUUCCUCCUCACCCGCCUACCGGAAGACAGCGGCGACCCCGGGUGGGAGAUGAAUUCAACCUGCUGCAGCUACCUCGUCCUCCACAACAAGAAAACCAAGCAGCUGGCCGCCUACAACCCCCUCACGCGGGCGCUGGAUAUCUUCCCCUGCCCGGCCCAGGAGGCCAACUGCCAUCCCCGGUACCUUGCGUGCCACAUCACCGUCUCCGAGGAGGACCCGAGGUCGUUCCGUCUGGUUUGCGUGCGUUGCCGCAGGCGCCGUCGCCGGACGCUUGCUCGAUUCUCCGUCUUCUCAUCGGACAGCAGGGAGUGGCAGAGUUUCCCUUGGGUGGACACGUCCACGCCGCGGCUCUCUUCUUCUUCUUCUUCUUCCUCGUCUUCCACUAAUGACACGCUGACGAAUGGAUGCGUCUACUGGAAACAUAAGAAUCAAGCGUAUGUGGUCGUGCUCAACACCGCGACGUUGCAAAUGUCUCGGAUGGAUUUGCCGCCAAACAUGGAAGAUGACUGCACAGAUUUUCGGCUUGGUCAGACCAAGGAUGGGCAUCUCUGUAUGGCAUACAUAGAUCACCCUGAUGCAAACAUGGAAGUGCUUUCUGUUUGUUGUUGGAGCGCCGAUAGUGAUGGUGUUAGCAGGUUGAUGACGCACAAGGUUUUCCCAAAGAGUACAUUUAUUGAUGCCGCUAUGUGUUCGACAGGGGAUGCUGUCAUGAUGGAGGUUUCGGCGGUCAUCGAUGGAUUUGUGUUCCUGUCUAUUAAUUAUGCUAGGUGGAACGACUGCCUCGUAUCCUUCUGCCUGGAAACAGAGAAUGUAAACAAGCUCAUCGGUCAUACGUACUACUGCCAUAUGCAUCCUUACAUCAUGGCAUGGCCUCCUUCUUUGGUAGGCAACAAGGAGGAUUUAGAAAUCAAAGUUACUGGAGAUAAUGUGGCGGAUGAUGGUCCUGUGGGCACAGAAGGGACUCCCUCUGUUCUUGCGAUGACGUUGCAAUCAUAUAAAGAAGCUUUGAUUAAUGGCGAUGGGGCAAAAGUUUCAGAGAUAGAGGCAUUUCUACUUUCCAUCGAGGAUGAGAAGAAGUCUCUGGUUGCAGAAUUGACUACUGCGAGAGAUUGUAUCUCGAGGAUAAGUGCCGGCACCGAUGGGUACAGGGGAGGGGCAGAAAGAGAGGGGUGA
This is a messenger RNA of Triticum dicoccoides, 1482 nucleotides long. RefSeq lists its product as uncharacterized. Gene Ontology annotation, molecular function: protein binding. The transcript is spliced from 2 exons. Lineage: Eukaryota; Viridiplantae; Streptophyta; Magnoliopsida; Poales; Poaceae. The record is from RefSeq and is a predicted model, not a curated record. Bases 1 to 1482 code for a protein of 493 amino acids.